Molecule: messenger RNA, 5700 nt
Organism: Vitis riparia (riverbank grape)
Lineage: Eukaryota; Viridiplantae; Streptophyta; Magnoliopsida; Vitales; Vitaceae
Exons: 3
Coding region: 520-4698 (1392 amino acids)
Cellular component (GO): Ino80 complex
Source: RefSeq, a predicted model, not a curated record
GCAAAACGGUCUCAACUCUCGCUUUGCUGAGUCGCCUUCUCUCUCUCUCUCUUCCACCAAACAACAAACCCUUUUCAUUUCGAGUCCCCCUCUCUUUCUCUCUCCCUCUCUCUCCCUCUACCUCUGCGCACACGUCUUCUCUCUCUACCCUUUUUCGUCUUUUUACCACCCCACUCCAAUCAAACGGCCCACAUCCCUCCACGUCACCAUCGUCUUCUUCGUCCCCCUUCUCUGCCCUAUAUAUAUAUAUAUAUGCACAAACCGCUUCCAGCCCCGUUCUCUCUCCUAGGGUUUCAGACUCUCAUCGAAAUCACAAGCCCAUCUCUCCGCGCCAUGAUACUUACCGCUCGCUUCCAAGCUUGCUGUUUGCUCUCAGAUUUGUCUGACGCAGCUGUUCGAAUCGCUGGUUAGGGUUUCGAUUUGGCUUUGUUUCGAUAGAGUUUGGAAUUUUUGAAAUUCGAUUACGCGGCGGAGUUUUUGGAUGAUUGUUGGUGGGGUUGUGUUUGGCUGUAAUGUUUGAUGGCUAUUGAGAAGAAUCAUUUUAAGGCUUCGAGGUUUGAUUCCGAGUUCUCAAUGGGUAGUAGGGAUAGUGCCUCGAGUGAGGAGGAUGAGCUUCAGCGGCGAAGCUCUGCUAUAGAAUCUGAUGAAGAUGAUGAAUUUGAUGAUGCGGACUCAGGAGCAGGUUCAGACGACGACUUUGAUUUGUUGGAAUUGGGGGAAACUGGGGCAGAGUUUUGUCAAAUUGGGAAUCAGACAUGUAGCAUUCCUUUUGAGUUAUAUGAUCUUCCGGGUUUGGAGGAGGUUUUAUCCAUGGAUGUUUGGAAUGAGUGUUUGAGUGAGGAGGACAGGUUUAACCUAGCAAAGUAUCUACCCGAUAUUGACCAGGAAACAUUCGUGCGAACUUUGAAAGAGCUUUUUACGGGUUGUAAUUUUCAUUUUGGAAGCCCCAUUACCAAGUUGUUUGAUAUGUUAAAAGGAGGUCUGUGUGAACCUAGAGUUGCUCUCUAUCGUCAGGGUUUGAAUUUCUUUCAGAAGCGCCAACACUAUUAUCUUUUGCAGAGGCAUCAGAACAAUAUGGUCGGUAGUCUUCAUCAUAUAAGGGAUGCUUGGCUUAAUUGUAGGGGUUAUAGUAUUGAAGAGAGGCUUCGGGUUCUUAACAUAAUGAGAAGUCAAAAGAGUUUACAGUGUGAGAAGAUGGAAGACAUGGGGAUGGAGACUGAUUCCUCAGAAAGAGAAUCUGGUGAAGGCUUAUGGAGCAAAAGGCUGAAGGAUAGGAAACUUGGGCAGAAAAUGGGCCUCCAUACUACAUAUGGGGCAGGUCCAAUGACAGAUUUACCUUCUCGAGGGAGGCCAGUGGCUGUGGAACCAGCUAAAUAUGGGAAGCAGAACCCAAAAGGGACAUUGAGGUUCCCUGGAUCAAAGACCCCUUCAAUGAAAGAAUUGUUGGGCCACUCUCCUUCUGUUCACCAUGGUUUGGAAACAAAACCUGGUUCAUAUGGUUCAAUCGUAGCUCUUUCUCGGCAGAAUAAGGCAACAGGGUAUGAUCCAGCAGCAGCACUCCGGAUAAGGGAGCAUAUGAGAGAUGAUGAUGAUGCAGAUGAAACAAUGUAUGAGGUGGCUGUACAUAGAGAUCGAAAUGUCUCACGAGGUGGUGUAAAAUUGGGAAAGAAGCUUGAAUUUUUAAGAGGUGAUGAAUUUGGAACUGAUAGUUUCGAGGGUUUCCCUCUGCCUCUAAAGAAUGAUUUACAUGCCUAUGGAAAGAACAGGAAUGUGAAGCAGAUGUCAGAUAUUAAGGGCUUGGCAACUAAGUCAUCCAGUGCUAGAACUUCUAACAAUUAUGGCAAAAGGAUCAAGUACCAUGAGAGUGUUCAGCAAUCUGAAGUUGAAGAUCAGAUGAAGUCUGCAAAAGGUCGAGCUUCAUAUCUGUCACUAAAAGAACAUCGAGUUGACUUAGCGGAUCGUGCUGAGCCUUUUUGGCAUAACAGAACCCAAGUAGAGGCCUUUUCUGUGGACCCAUCCUUUAAAUAUGAUGAUUGGAAUGCUAGAAGCAAGAAAUGGAAGACGGGGAGGGAAUCUCCUGAUGUCAAAAUUAAAUCUUAUAGAACAGCGUCUCCCCAGAUGAGUGAUAGAUUGUUUCAUUCAGAGUAUAGAACAAAACCAUCAGAGGAGAAGAUCAGAGGGAGUUCUUCACAGAAUGGAGGAUCAAAUGUGGCAGCACUGAAGGGUGUUAGAAUGUUUGUAAAAAGUGAGGAGACAGAAUCUGACUCAUCGGAGCAAGUUGAUGAAGAAGCAGAUAACGACCCUUUGAUGAGGAGCAAGCUGGCUUACCCUACUGGCGUCCUGGAAGGCAGUCGGACCUCUUUUGUGAAAUCUGGUCUAGAUCCUAAAAAGGUCAAAUUUAUUAAUAAAAAUAAGAAGGAGAGCACUCGGGCUCUGGAUGGAAUCAUACGCUCCACAAAGAAGAUGGGUGACUUUGGUGAACAUUUGAGAAUAUCAGAAGUAGAAAGCUACUCUUCAAAAGUAAAGCAGAAGGGUAAGAUGCGUGAUACCAGUCACUUGCAUAGCUCUGAAGCUAGAUUGGAAGACAGCUAUUUCUCUGGCUCUGGACAGUUAAAUGAUGAUGAUGAUAGGAAACAAACACACAAAUUGGGGAAGAGUGGCCAUAUCCGAGCAGAAACUGGUGAAAGGUUACACAUGUCCUCAUCAAAGGCCUAUUCUGCAGAGAGAAGGCAGAAAUUGGAAGUUGACUAUGAAUACCCUGCCUUUCGGUCAAAUUACUUGCAUGUUGAUGAGAGAGACGAUCCUCUUGAAACACGUUUAUUGGCAGAUGAUGGUGGAUUUGCUAGUAGAUUGGGCAGGAAAAACAUUGAAGCAUUUGGAAGUGAUAAUCAUGAAAGAUUUGACAGCCCAUCACUAGGGUAUAACUCAGCUUCGAAGAAGCGGAAAGGGAAGGAAGGUGUUGCGAAGGUGGAUGGGGCUGAUGAAUAUGAUUACCUGCACUCUAACCCUCAGCAGCAAAUUGAUGAAUCCACUUACUUCAGGAAACGAGGAAAGAGAAAAUUGGAGGAUGACGGAGGUUCUUUGGAUAUGGGGACUUCUGAGACACCUAUAACAGAAAUGGGAGCAACAGAUUUGGAGUUGGAUACCAAGCCACAGAAAAAACCAUUUACUUUGAUCACGCCUACUGUUCAUACUGGCUUCUCAUUUUCCAUUGUACAUCUUCUGUCAGCAGUUCGCAUGGCAAUGAUUACCCCUCUCCCAGAAGAUUCCUUAGAGGUGGGAAGACAGAAACCUAGUGGGGAGCAGAGUGGAAAGCAAGAUGCCCUUAAUGGGAUCCAUUCUCAUGAGAAUGUGGAUAUCAAUAACCCAGAGCAUUCUGGACAACUGAGUUUGCCUUCUCUUACUGUUCAGGAGAUUGUCAACCGUGUGAGAUCAAACCCUGGAGAUCCUUGUAUUCUUGAGACACAAGAGCCUCUUCAGGAUUUGGUUAGGGGAGUUUUGAAGAUAUUUUCAUCCAAAACAGCACCUCUAGGAGCAAAGGGUUGGAAGGCACUUGUGUUCUAUGAAAAAUCCACAAAAAGUUGGUCCUGGAUCGGUCCUGUUUCUCAGAGUUCAUUAGAUCAUGAGACCAUUGAGGAGGUGACGUCUCCUGAAGCUUGGGGUCUUCCUCAUAAAAUGCUUGUGAAGUUGGUUGAUUCAUUUGCUAAUUGGCUGAAAAGUGGUCAAGAGACCCUUCAACAGAUAGGAAGUCUUCCUCCACCACCUGUGUCAUUGAUGCAAUUCAACCUGGAUGAGAAAGAAAGGUUCAGGGACCUGAGAGCUCAGAAGAGUCUCACCACCAUUAGCCCAAGCUCUGAAGAAGUGAGAGCCUAUUUCCGUAAGGAGGAAGUUCUUAGAUAUUCAGUUCCUGACAGGGCCUUCUCUUAUACAGCUGCUGAUGGUAGAAAGUCCAUUGUUGCUCCUUUGAGAAGAUGUGGUGGUAAACCAACAUCAAAAGCCCGAGACCAUUUUCUGCUGAAACGCGAUCGGCCACCCCAUGUUACAAUUCUUUGCCUGGUGAGAGAUGCGGCUGCCAGAUUGCCUGGAAGUAUUGGUACCAGAGCAGAUGUUUGUACGUUGAUAAGAGAUUCUCAGUAUAUUGUGGAAGAUGUUCCUGAUUCACAAGUUAAUCAAAUUGUUAGUGGAGCCCUGGAUCGUUUGCAUUAUGAGCGUGAUCCCUGUGUACAAUUUGAUGGGGAAAGGAAAUUGUGGGUUUAUUUACACAGAGAGAGAGAAGAAGAAGAUUUUGAAGAUGAUGGUACUUCAUCUACAAAGAAAUGGAAGAGGCAAAAGAAAGACACUGGUGAGCAGUUUGACCAAGGAACUGUAACUGUAGCUUACCAUGGUGCCGGGGAGCAAACUGGGUUUGAUUUAUCCUCUGAUUUAAAUGUUGAGCCAUCCAGCAUAGACGAUGAUAAAAGAGUGGAUCCUGUGUAUGACAAUGUUAGGCAAAACGUGGAGGACAAUGUGGAAACUGAUCAUGGGGCUGAACAAGGUAACUUGCAUGAGGGUCAGCCAGUGGUUUGGGAAGCUAUUGCCUUGAAUCCUAUGCGAGAGAACAAAUUAUUAUGCCAAGAAAAUUCCACAAAUGAAGAUUUUGAUGAUGAAACAUUUGGCAGGGAAAGGACGGUUGGACUUUUGAGUGCAAGUUUAUUAUGAGGAAUUCUUCAGGCUUGAAAGUCCUCCUAAUUAAAUUGCAUAUUCAUUGGUGUUAGAGGUGUGUCUUCUUAUACAUUGAAGGUGCGGCAUUUUACGUGUAUAUUGAUUUUAGCUCAAAAUUGUAGAAUAGCCACUGAACUUGUUGAGGCCCAAGAAUGUGUUUAGCACAGGUGGAUGUCUCAUGCCCUGGUUCUUAUAAAUAAUGUUUUUGACUACAAAUCAGAUAUCUAGAUCAUUCGAAAUAUAGUUUAUCUUGUCUCAUUAAUUGAUCAAAGUCGGCAAAUCCCAUAUCAGUGUAGCAUGUUAUGUUGAUACACCUUAGCUCUUUGUAAAUGUUUUUAUAUGAAUGCAUUUGUUGAAAUAAGCAUGUUUGUCUUCAGUUUAUGCCUAUACUAUGGUGGGGCUUGGACAUGUCAGGUUUCUCAUCAAUUUAAAAUUUCAACUACAUUGCUUCUUAUAAAACAAUCACAUUUCUUAUGGUGAUCUCCACAAUCUGUUUUUGAAUAUCCUGAUUUGUGCUCAAGUGAGAUCCUUGUUUCUCUUCUCCUUUCUCCCAAGGAUUGCACAUUGGUUAAACUUGAGAGGGAGCAGCAGCAGAUUUGCCAAUUAGAAAAUGAUUUUUUUUUAUUUAUUUUAAAUUUAUCUUUCUACUUGCAGCUGUGAACUUGGAUGAGGAACCUGACCCAAUAAUCAUCUUGUGAUUUUGUGUGGAUAUUCUUUUUAUAUUGUUUUAUACUUUGAUGGGUAUGGUUAUUUGUUUGUCUGGGCACAGUUGAAGGAAGAAUGCUAGGUUGAGCUGUUGAUAAUUGGCAGACGGAGUUCCCCCAUGUCUUCCCUUCCCUUCCCUUCCAUUUUUUAUUUACAGCAUCACACCAUUUGCAUUCCCCAAGUGGGACAGCUCGAGUUGUAAAAUUGUUUCUAGUUAGAUGUUUACUUUUUUGAGAGACAAAAUCGCAUCUAAAUUGUUUUUUUUUAUAUAUAAAUAAUAGCUUUUUUGAAGUC